CCUAAAAAAAUUAAGACCAGGUUUAGAGAAGAAAAUUGAAGAGAGCACACCAUUCUUUGUCUACCCUUUUUAACCAUUAAACUCAUUUCAUGAUCUUUUCCAUACCAUAAUAUGCUUAAAUUCCCUCAUCCUCUAUCUUGAAGGUUCUGUAGAAAGAUGGGGGAUACAAUGGUAGGUAGGUAUUGGUGUUACAUAUGCUCUCAAAUGGUGAUUCCAACGACAGAGCCUGCGAUUAAAUGCCCUUUAUGUGAGUCCGGAUUUGUGGAAGAAAUGUCCAGCAUAAGACAUUACCCCAACAACAAUGGUAUUGAUUUAGCAUCAGUUAACAAUCUUUCCCUUUUGGCUCCAAUCUUGCUCGGCUCGAUUGGCAGUUUAGGUGGCUCGCAGUUGCGUAUCGCUGGUAGGGAUCAAAUUAAUGAUAACAACUCAUCACAAGAUGCAUUGGGUGAUGAAUUCGGAAGUGAAUUUGAAGCCCUGUUUAGGAGAAGAUCUUCAGCUCUUGAAAAUCCUUAAAAUGGUAGAGAAAGGAACGACAUAAUGAUCUUAUCUGAUCCAUUCAAUGACGAGGCUUUGAUUGCUCAAGCAUCAUUCGGUGAUUACUUAAUAGGACAUGGUUGGAACCUUUUGUUACAGUAUUUUUCGGAGAACGAUCUGAGCCUGUAUGGAACCCCACCGGCAUUGAAAGAAGCAAUUGAAGCAAUGCCAAAUGUUACUAUGGAUGACAAUUUACAGUGUUCUAUAUGUUUGGAGGAUAUCAAGAUUGGAUGUGAAGCAAAAGAAAUGCCAUGUAAACAUAAAUUCCAUAAUGGAUGUAUUACCCCAUGGCUGGAACAUCAUAGCUCUUGUCCAGUAUGCAGGUUUCAGCUGCCUUGGGAUGAUUCCAGGUUGGAGGCAAAUCUUACCAUCGAUAGUGAAGGAAGAGUUGGCAUUGUAGAUGUUCGAAGUGGCAACUGGCUAGGAACCGGAAGACGGUAUUGGAUCCCGAAUCCAUUGCCUUAUGAUCGUUUACUGGCCUUACCAGGUUCCCAAAGUGGCUCUGCUUCAGCUUCAUCGUCGGAGGCUAUGCCAGGGAGUGAAAGUUCACCUCAGACGGAUGGUAUUUGAUUUUUUUUUUUUUUACAUUCAGAUGAUUUUAGUGGCAUUAGCCUGAAAAUUUUCUGCAGUAUACUUUGCAGCCCAAGACUUGUUUGCCUGUUUUUAAAUUCAUAAUUAAAUUAUGAUGCAAAAGUGCAAUAA
Gossypium arboreum is the source of this 1236-nucleotide messenger RNA. RefSeq names its product E3 ubiquitin-protein ligase SIRP1-like. Bases 538 to 1104 code for a protein of 188 amino acids. The record is from RefSeq and is a predicted model, not a curated record. Gene Ontology annotation, cellular component: cytoplasm. Gene Ontology annotation, molecular function: ubiquitin protein ligase activity. Lineage: Eukaryota; Viridiplantae; Streptophyta; Magnoliopsida; Malvales; Malvaceae. The transcript is spliced from 2 exons. Gene Ontology annotation, biological process: protein ubiquitination.